AUGGCUACCUCAUCCAGUUCCCCGUCCGAUUCUCAUGGGCAAACGGUGAAGCUGCAAGACUCUGCCAAGUCGAUAUGGGCAACCGUAGGCAAGCAAGUACUCCCGUUCGUCGUGGGAGGAGGCAGCGGCAUCGUUGCAACGACUUGCGUUCAUCCAAUCGAUAUGGUCAAGGUGCGCCUGCAACUACUAGGUGAAGGUAGCAAGGGAAUCGCAGCGCCUUCGCCCAUAUCCGUGGCACGAGGAAUCAUCGCUGAAGGUGGAGUUUCCAACCUUUGGAAUGGCAUUUCCGCAGCAUGGCUUCGACAAGCAACUUAUGCCACUCUUCGUUUGGGAUUUUUCGAUCGUUUCCAAGCAUUGCUCGUCGAAAGAGCCAAAGCCAAGGACAGUACCAUCGGGUUUGGCGAGCGAGCAACUGCUUCGUUGAGUGCUGGGGGGCUUGCAGCUGCUAUUGCAAACCCAUCAGAGGUUGCACUGAUCCGCAUGCAAGCUGACGGGGCCAAGCCCAUGGCAGAGAGGGCCAACUAUAAGUCGGUCGUUGAUGCGCUAGUACGAGUGGGUCGCAACGAAGGUAUCUUCGCUCUAUGGUCGGGUYCUUACCCAACGAUAGUUAGAGCAAUGGCAACCAACUUCGGACAGCUUGCAUUCUUCAGUGAGUCUAAGAAUCAGCUCUCGAAACGCACAAGCAUGAGCGAUAGAAGUGUGACUGUUGCUUCGUCUGUCGUUGGCGGUUUCUUCGCUGCAUUCUUCUCCUUGCCAUUCGACCUUAUCAAGACAAGGCUCCAACGGGGCAAGGGUCCCGCCGGCCAAGCAUAUACAGGUGUGCUCGACUGUGCUGUCAAAAUUGUGAAGGACGAGGGACCAAUGCGCUUCUACAGAGGGUUUGGUACUUAUUUUUUCYGAAUCGCGCCACACACUGUCAUUACACUUAUUGUGGCAGAUAACGUCAAUGCUUUCAUCAAGCGGCCGGGUGUGUAG
Messenger RNA from Ramularia collo-cygni, 975 nucleotides. Its product is annotated as related to mitochondrial oxoglutarate/malate carrier proteins. NCBI's taxonomy places the organism in Eukaryota, Fungi, Ascomycota, Dothideomycetes, Mycosphaerellales, Mycosphaerellaceae. The transcript is spliced from 5 exons. Gene Ontology annotation, biological process: transmembrane transport. Gene Ontology annotation, molecular function: oxoglutarate:malate antiporter activity. The coding region runs from base 1 to 975 and encodes 324 amino acids. The record is from RefSeq and is a predicted model, not a curated record.